Molecule: messenger RNA, 696 nt
Organism: Hypoxylon trugodes
Lineage: Eukaryota; Fungi; Ascomycota; Sordariomycetes; Xylariales; Hypoxylaceae
Exons: 3
Coding region: 1-696 (231 amino acids)
Source: RefSeq, a predicted model, not a curated record
AUGCCCGGAGAGGAUUGGGACCCGCGUUCUACCAGCAAAAAAGGCGAUUACUACACCCAGAUCUUCAGACCUUACCAUUUUGCGGAGCCAAAUACUCAGCGAUACAAGCACUACCGCCCUGCUUUGUACGGUGAUCGACUUACUCUAGCCGAAAAUUAUACCCCUGGCCUUCUUCAGGCCGCAACGAGCGGACAGGAUUUUCUCUUCUAUGUGAAGGAUUUAAGCCUGGCAUUCGACUUUCGAGAUUCCACAUUUAAGCCAGCUUCUUACGACUACGCAGCACUGCCCUCCAACGAAGACGACUUGCUUGAAGGACAGUACCAAAGAUCCCUGGGUACAUUGGAAAAUGUUUGGCGGCAUCGCAUCCAGUGUCUACGCCAAUGGACUAAACUACGUCGACUGCAAGUUGAUUUCUGGGGCUGUCAUAGGGGUCCAGAUCUAUACAAUGCCAUUCGUAUGACCUCAUGGGUGUGCGUAGAACUUGGCCAAGGAUGGACUAGAGGCGCGCCAGAGGUCGCUGAGGUUAUGGGUCGGAAGAGUGAAGAAGAGAAGUUAAUGAUUUGGAAUCAUUUGCUUGGUGCCGGCGUCUAUGCGGAAAAUAUUAAGUUCAUACCAGCUCAACCGAACCCGCCUAUAGAAAAAAUUCUGAGAAGGUGUACCGAUGCUGUCCUUCGUGUCUUGCAGGACACAACUUAG